This is a messenger RNA of Helianthus annuus (common sunflower), 2640 nucleotides long. RefSeq lists its product as uncharacterized. Bases 211 to 2436 code for a protein of 741 amino acids. The record is from RefSeq and is a predicted model, not a curated record. The transcript has 13 exons. NCBI's taxonomy places the organism in Eukaryota, Viridiplantae, Streptophyta, Magnoliopsida, Asterales, Asteraceae.
UAUUCGUUUCAUGCAUCACAAUACACCGUUGGAUUCCCGUCACUUUCUCCGGUGACAAUCACCACCCAAAACAUCGCCGGCUAACAACCCUAAAAUCAAGACAAAAAUUAUAAAACAAAAACAAAAAAUUCAGCGCACAAUAGCAUGCACCACCUCCGCCCAGAAACCCUAAUCUCCCGUCGUUGACCCUGCAAGUCAACUAUAUCCAUAAUGUACAACAACGACGAUGACUUCACCACGGGGGUCCGAGACGGCCUCAGGCUAGCGAAACGUAUAUACUACGGUAAUGACCGCUCGGUGGUGGCCCCAAAACCGGUGACACCGAUGGAGAAAGCUACGAAAUCGUUGUACCCUACGUCUCCUAUGGUUUAUGCGGUUAUUUAUAAUCCGGCGAUUGUGGAUAAUCCGGAUAUGCCGAGUUAUCAGCCUCAUGUGCACGGUAGGUGUGAUCCGCCUGCGUUGAUCCCGCUUCAGAUGAAUGAUAUUUCUUUUGAGGUGGAGUGUUAUUUGGAUACGGCGUUUGUCACGAUGAGUGGCUCGUGGCGGGUGCAUUGUGUCAUGGGAGACGCGGAUUGUAGUUGUCGUGUUGCGAUUCCUAUGGGUGAAGAGGGUUCAAUUCUAGGUGCGGAGGUUGAAGUAGCAAGAAAAUCAUAUUCGACUAAACUAGUUGUGGAUGAAAAUGGUGAGGAAGAAAGUGCAGCCGUAGUCGAAGAUGGAGGUCUUCUGAAACCACACAUAUUUACUUUGACAAUACCACAGGUUGAUGGCGGUUCAAAUCUUUCCGUCAAAGUUAGAUGGACACAAAAGGUGAUUUAUAAAGAUGGUGAGUUCAUAUUGAAUGUACCUUAUAGCUUCCCAGAGUAUGUUACUCCUGCUUCAAAGAAACACCCCAAAAAGGAAAGGAUACAACUGAAGGUUAACUGUGGCCUGACUACCGAUAUUGCGUGUAAGACAACUAGUCAUCCUCUAAAGGAACGAAAGCGAGAACCAGGGAAGUUGGAUUUAUUGUAUGAAACACUUGUUCUUACAUGGUCGAGUACAGAUUUCAUCUUCAAAUACCAUGCUUUUACAACCAAUCUAUUUGGUAGUGUCCUUUUGAAGUCUCCAUCACCGCAAAGUAUUGAUCAAAGAGACAUGUUUUCCUUGUAUCUUUUCGCAUACCCUGAUAAGAGAAGAAAGGUGUUCAGGAAAGAAGCGGUUUUUAUUGUUGAUGUAAGUGAAAGCAUGCAAGGGAACACAAUUGAGCUUACAAAGAAUGCACUGAUUGCAGCACUCUCAAAGCUAGAGCCAGAUGAUUUUUUCGGUAUAAUGGCAUUCAACGACCAGACUCACUUGUAUUCAUCAACUUUAGAGUUAGCGACUAAUGAGUCACUCAAAAAAGCAAACGAGUGGAUUGACACGAAUUUCAUCGCGAGUGGGGGUACAAACAUGUCAAUCGCUUUAGAUCAGGCGCUAGAAUUGUUCUCAGGGACCAGCAAGUCAAUUCCAAUGGUUUUCUUUAUCACUGAUGGCGCCACUGAAAAUGAAAGACAGAUCUGUGAAGUUAUGCAGAAGCAACAAAAAAACAAAGGAUCAGCAUUGUUUCCUCGUAUUCACACGUUUGGUAUAGGUUCAUUCUGCAAUCAUUACUUCUUGCGAAUGCUAGCGAUGAUGAGCAGGGGACAUUAUGAUGCCUCUUAUGACGCGGAUUCGAUUGAAACUCGAAUGCAAAUGUGGGCUUCUAAAGCUUCUUCUUUAAUAAUGACAAACAUUUUAAUUGAUGGUCCAGAUGAUCUGGAAAUUUACCCUUCAACCAUUCCAGAUCUUUGUUAUAAUAGACCAUUGAUCAUAUCAGGGAGAUACAAGGGCAAAUUCCCAGAAAAACUGGAAGCUAAGGGCACCAUUGCUGAUAUGAGUAACUUCACUAUUGACAUAGAAGUACAACACACAAAUGACAUACCACUUGAAAAGAUGCUGGCAAAGAAUCAGAUCGAAUCAUAUACGACACAGGCAUGGUUCUCAGAAGAUAAAGAGCUUGAGGAGAAGGUAGCAAAGAUCAGCCUAGAGACAGGUACCGUGUCGGAAUACACACAUAUGAUCAUGUUAAAGACAGAACCACAUUAUAAACCUUCCAAAUCUGGAAAAACCGGAAAAAAACAGGGGAAAAAGAAACCUGAUCAAGAAGGCCUGAAAACCGAAAAGAUAUACACGUUGCAUCACUUGGGUCUCGGGUUUGGCAACAUGGUUGCAACAUUUGAAAACAUCCCUCCACGUUUUGUGCGGGCACCCAGUCAAACAGACAAGAUUGUGAGCGCGACGGGUAAUUGCUGUGCAGAUGUGUUUAGCAAAUGCUGUUGUAUGUGUUGCAUUCAAGCUUGUUCUAGAAUCAACAACCAAUGUUCGGUUGUGUUGACCCAAACAUGUGGUUUUUUGACCUGUUCCGCCUGCUGUGAAUGACAUUGAAGCUAUUUUUUAUGGUGUGCUAUGGUGAAAAAGCAGGAUCGUAUACGAAUUUGUUAAAAAGAAUACAGGAUAACAUGUACGAAAACAGUGGGACACGAUCUGACGAUCUGUAUUGUAAAUAUUGAAAAGUGUGGAAUAAGUGAAUAAGGAAUCGAUCGGCAUGUUAAAAAGAACUUAUAUACAGUCAACUGUUUCUUA